Messenger RNA from Salvelinus fontinalis (brook trout), 2075 nucleotides. RefSeq lists its product as uncharacterized. The transcript is spliced from 13 exons. The coding region runs from base 80 to 2068 and encodes 662 amino acids. NCBI's taxonomy places the organism in Eukaryota, Metazoa, Chordata, Actinopteri, Salmoniformes, Salmonidae. The record is from RefSeq and is a predicted model, not a curated record.
AGAUUACUCUGGCUACCCCUGUCCCCCGGGCUACUGGUGCAGUGGCACUGGUCUACCUAUCCUAUGCCCUGCGGGUACCAUGAGGCCCCUCCCAGGGGCGGCAGUUGGCAGUCAGUGUGAGCCGUGUGCUGGGGGCACCUACUGCCCAGACCCCAUGUCCACAGGGCAACCCAACAUUGCUGGAAUCUCCUGUAGAGCCUCGUUCCAGUGUCCCCCUGGUGCGGUCUCAGAGAGGCUGUGUAAGGCUGGCUCCUACUGUGGGCCCCAGACUGCAGAGCCUGAAAUCUGUCCUGAAGGCUAUCUCUGUCCAGAGGGAUCUCACACCUACACCACACCAAACCAAGUUUGCACGUUUCCCUACUACUGUCCUGCCAACAGCUCUGCCAUGCUGUCCUGUGAGGGGGGCUCUGUGCCCCUCAACACCAGUGGCCCCAGAGCCUCCCAGGACAGCAGCUGUGGGCUGUGUGAGGCAGGGACCUACCGACCUCGGCUGUCCCCCCACCCUCAGUGCCUCACCUGCCCACCAGGGUACCACUGCCCUCCAGGGACAGAGCACUACCACAGCAACCCCUGUCCCCUGGGCUAUGUGUGUCCGCUGGGCUCAUCCAGUCCUGUCCCUUGCCCCCCUGGUUCUUUUGGUAAUCUCUCCAACGCUGAGCACGUGGAGGACUGCCACCCAUGUCCAACUGAUACCUUCAACCAUCUGGCUGCCCAGAGAGCCUGUUUCCCCUGCGGAAGUUCCUCUGCUGCACCCCAAGGGGCCCCUUCCUGCACCUGCCUUGGGAAGAACCGUGCUUUCCAGCACUCGGACGGCUCCUGUCUGUGUCGAACCGGCUUCAUUUUCUACAACAAUCUGGAUUUCAAGAGCUCCAGCUCCGACAGUGAACUGGACUGCCAGCCUGAGGUGAACAAGCGCUGCAGUGCGGGACAGGUGCGUCUGGCUGCGUCCAGAGAGUGUGUCUCACCCUCUCACCACUCCUGUAACAUCACCUGUGGACCUCAGGGAGGGAGUCUGGAUGUGGAAAUGGGCAUCUGCCACUGUGAGCGCUACGUAUCAGCAGAGGAGCUGUGCAACACCUCGUGCCUAUCCAGACUGCCCCACAUCUCUGCCAGGCUCUCCCCAGAUGGACAGCUGCUGCUGGGGAUCAAAGAGCCAGAUGAAAGCCGAGUGUGGAGCAGAAAAAUGCUGGAUGUUUUGGGACCAGACGUCCAUGUGAAGAACAUUGGAAACAUCCACUUUGUUCAAUUUGAUUCUGAAGGUGUAUUUGGUUGGAUUCUGAUGGACCGAAAUGUUAUUGAAAUGACCCUGACAGCGGAGCCAAUCGAAUUUAUUGACAGGCGAUCAAGGAAGAGGAGGGAUCUAGAAUCCAAGGCAGAACUUCUACACUCCGAUGUCCUCCCUCGUAUCCCCAACCCCAUAGCAUGCCUCUCCUCCAAUGACAUGCUCAUCUUCCAGCUUACCAUCAACUACAAUGACCGUCACCUCAGCCACUUCCCAGUGUAUCAGAAAGACCAUCUCUUCAAUAGCAACCCUAGCUGGGACUUUGGGGCCUUCCGGCGGCUAGAGCGACUCAUGAAGCAGACUCAGUUCAACUCGACCAGAUUUGCACACGUGUUCUCGGAGACGGGGAAGUAUGUGUUCCUGGACAACGCCAUUCCAGAGUGGAGUCUAGUGGUGGUGGUCAGUGAGAGAGGGACAGAGUGUGACCCCACUGCAGCCGUUUUCCAGCCCAUGACCCCCGCCCAACUGGUCAAGCACGGGGUCAUCAAACAACACCGGCUCAACCUGCUGCCUGACUGGGGCGCCAUCGUAGGUGUCCUGAGUCUCCUGCUUGUGCUGAUCCUGGUGCUCACCACCACAGCUCUGGUUCUGAAGCCCAGUCGGGCCAAGCUGGUGUGCCAGGGCAAACUGAGGCCUAAGUGGCGGAGCCUGGGAGAGCCCAUCCCUCCAGUGGAAUACGUCUACAGUGGAGAAAGCCUGAAUGGCCAGGGGGUGCUGGGCUGCAGGGGAGUCGGAGAGGGGGCUGAGGCUGAGGAGCCUGCAGUCUGCCGUGGAGGAGGUGACUAACUCGGAU